AUGACGACCUCGCCCAAGGUAGACGUCGGCCUCAAGAAGACCUUGGAGGGCGCAGUCGAGGCUUCCUACCACCUCCAGGCUGCCAUCCGCGCCGACGACCAGGACGAAAUCAAGCUCGCGGCUUCUCGCCUCAACGCGCUCGUCAAGGAGAUGGGUCUCAUGCAGUGGAUCGUGGACGCCAAGAAGCUCCGCGAUACGACGACGCUGCUCACGCGCCUCCCCGUCCUCGACAAAAUGCUCGCGCAGACGAGCUUCGCGGUUUCGAACAUGUCCCCUGCGCCGACGGACGACCAAGUCGUGGCCCGUGCAAGCGGUGGGUCGGCGCUUGUCGGCCAUUGCUUUGGGUUUGCAAGCUCCUCCAAGGUCGCCGAAAUGACGAUCUUGCAGCCACCAACCAAGUGCCACUUGGAAGCGCCUACCCUCGACACGGAAAUCCAAGAUGCGUGGUUUAACGAUGUGACCGCCGUGGCAUCUUUCCGAGCGGCAAUGACCACGUCGGGCCGAACAGCGGUCGCCGACUCGACGGCGUAUCACGGCGACACGCUUCCUCCGCACUGCGCUUCCGUUGCACAUUUGACCUACGCGUUCGUGCCGAUGAAGUCGUUUUGCUUGGACGCGGCCGACAUGGUGCUCUCGGAGAAGGCGCUCGCCGACGCGGCUGCCGUGACGAGCGUCGAGGCGGCCAUGGACUUUUUGAGCGACUAUGGGUCGCACGUGCACACCGGCGUCUUUCACGUCGGCGGUAUCUUGUGGAAGACGGUGCACGUCAAGGCGGCGUCAAAAGCGGCUGUCCAUAUCAUGAAGGCCGCCUGCCCGAAUCCGGCGACCCGCGACCUCUCUAUCAGCUACAGCGAGUUUACGUUCCUGCGUGGCCUCGACACG
Saprolegnia parasitica CBS 223.65 is the source of this 882-nucleotide messenger RNA. RefSeq lists its product as hypothetical. The transcript has a single exon. The annotation marks the transcript as partial. Lineage: Eukaryota; Oomycota; Saprolegniomycetes; Saprolegniales; Saprolegniaceae. The record is from RefSeq and is a predicted model, not a curated record.